CGCCAUAAACUAAGGGGGGCGAAAAAAGAAAAAAAAAAAAAAAACCCCAAAGCCAGCACAUAAAAUAAUUACAAUCUCGCCUCUUCCCGUUCUAAAAUUCUUCAAUCGAAUGUUGGGGUCUUCUCAAAGGGGAAGAAAUUCCCCUUGCCAGAGAAGAGCAGGAAAAUUUUAAUUACAGGAUCUUAGAUUUCUGUGGAUACAAUGGAAGAUUCCGAUGAUAUGGAUUGUGAAAGAGACAAUCACUUUCUUGAAAAAAGCAAGAGAAGACUGAAGACACCAGCACAGGUUCAGGCCUUAGAGAAAUUCUACAAUGAGCAUAAGUACCCGAGUGAGUCAAUGAAGUUGCAAUUUGCCAAGCAAAUAGGAUUGUCAGAGAAGCAAGUUGCCGGAUGGUUCUGCCACCGAAGAUCAAAAGACAAAAGGUUACUGCAGGAUGAAUGCUAUGUAAACAGAAAACAGAAUCCUUCAGCUGUUGCUAUACAUGACAGUACUAGUGGAUUUGGACAAGAGUCGUGUAACAGUACAAAACAAGUCGACAGGUAUUUUGAUGGUAAAGAAGUAGAAAGCAACCGGUUUCAUGGCAAAAAAAAUUCGGCAGCUGUUCCUGAGCAAAGAGGAAAACUCUCCCAUGUUAAUGUUGUUGAUGAUCAGUCUUCAGGAAGUAGUACAACAUCAUAUGAAAGGUUAUUAAAGCAGGGCGUUGAUGAAGAUUGCAUGUAUACAAACAUCAAGAAUGGAACAAAGAGAGGAUAUAUGGUGGAGAAAAGGUCUUCAUAUUUGCUUGAUUAUGUUGAAAGUCCUGCUGUUUCGAUGGUUAAGUUGAAAUUAGGUAGGGAGUACCACGAAGAUGGUCCUCCUCUUGCUACUGACUUCGACCCUCUUCCUCCUGGUGCUUUCGAUUCGCCAGUUAGAGACGCAGAUAAUGAGCCAUAUUAUGUGGGAGAUCCUAUCCAGCCGAGGUCUUGUAGCAUUGAUGUGAUUGCUGGAAACAAUGAGAGGUAUAACAAAUUCAAACUUGAGAGGAUACCGAAUGGCUUAUGUCCUCGAGCUGGCUAUGACAGAAACUUACAGAGAUUUAAUCUCCAGAGUAACAAUACCAGCAGCCAAUUGACCCCAGAAUUCUCAGACAUCAAGAACUAUAGUCACACCCCAAGUAGAAUAUUCAUAAUGGAAGACAAGAAUGGAGAUUUUACAGGAGAAGCUUCUUAUGAUUAUAGAAGGAAAAAUAUGAGACCCUCUAAAUACAGAUUAAAUGAGGUAUCUGCUAACAAUAUUGACAUCCCUUCUAGUCAUCAGUGCAGUGCUCCAUUGUCUCAGAGGGAACUCUAUGGAGCUAAAAUUUCAAAGCCAGCAGUUAAGAGUAGAACAAAAGAACAUUUUCCUAUCGAAGAAAUUGUGAAGCCAAAAGGGACAUUAAAAAUUUUGAAGAAGAUUCAUAAGCAGAACGGAUUUCGUCAAAAUUGCAAUUCAAUUUUGCCAGAAAUGCUAGUGACAUCUGAUACUCAAAUGACUAGGAAAGUGCAUGGUGAAGUCUUUGGGAGCAAAUGGCGUUGAUGAAAAAUCCAAAGAAUUUUAAGGGCAAUUUGUUCCUGCGAGGACAAUACUAGAGGAGCGACCUCGUCAUGAGCUGAUAAUAUCGAAUUAGUAUUGAACCAUGCCAAAUUUUGUCAAAUAUGGGAGGACUAUGUAAAAUUGAUCGGUCAUACUGAUUCAUGUUCAGAAAGGUUUCCUGUUGUAACAUUUGUAUAUAUCUUAGAUACUAAAUGCUGAUAUUAUGACUUGUAGCAAAAAAGAAAUGAUUUCACUGUAUUUGCGUGCAUCAGUCCAAUAUAUGUUUUUCUCUAAUUUCUGAAAGA
Asparagus officinalis (garden asparagus) is the source of this 1856-nucleotide messenger RNA. RefSeq lists its product as uncharacterized. Gene Ontology annotation, molecular function: DNA binding. The record is from RefSeq and is a predicted model, not a curated record. The coding region runs from base 202 to 1554 and encodes 450 amino acids. The transcript is spliced from 8 exons. Lineage: Eukaryota; Viridiplantae; Streptophyta; Magnoliopsida; Asparagales; Asparagaceae.